Dipodomys spectabilis (banner-tailed kangaroo rat) is the source of this 2442-nucleotide messenger RNA. It is a transcript of the gene Cnbd2, whose product is annotated as cyclic nucleotide binding domain containing 2. Gene Ontology annotation, biological process: spermatogenesis. Lineage: Eukaryota; Metazoa; Chordata; Mammalia; Rodentia; Heteromyidae. Bases 732 to 2414 code for a protein of 560 amino acids. The record is from RefSeq and is a predicted model, not a curated record. The transcript is spliced from 13 exons. Gene Ontology annotation, molecular function: cAMP binding.
GCAGUUGAACUGGUUCAGUGAUGUCGACUCCGAUGAGGACUGGGAUGUGCCGGAGGUGCCGAUGGAGCCGUUGGAAGUGUUCAAACAUAGAAAGGUAGACGUCUGGGUUGGAGGAAACGGGCGCCCACCAGGAAUGCCGGCUGCUCGGUGUGGGGUGAGGGGUGAGGGGUCGGGCCGCCGAGGACUCGUCCGGGGUCGCCAGAUGAGCGGGGCCGGACAGCACCGGGUCUCCGGAGGACGGCCCGGCUCACAAUGACCCUCUCAUCUGGUCCAAUAAGGAGAGCAACAGUAGCACCCAUCUUAUUUUGAAGAGGACAAAAUGUAUCCGUGUAAACCCUAACAAUUGACAGCCGCCAAGUAGAUGCUCGUGAGCGCCAGGCCCCGAUUUUGUGUGUCUUCUGAAACUUUGUGGAGUGUGAACUCAGGACCUGGGCGCUGUCCCUCGGCUCUUCAGCUCAAGGCUAGUGCCCCACCACUUGAGCCACAGCACCACUUCCUCUACCUUUUCGGAUGUAGUAUAUAUACUCCAUAGACUUUCAGGUAAGUUGCAUAUAUUCCUGGAUCUAUCCAGAGAUCCCAGAUUAAUGUCCUAUUCUUCCACAUUUUGCAGGAGACAUCAAGAGGCAAAAUGAAGUUUUGGAGGAACAUCAGAACUUUAAUUAAGCUAGCAAGUGUUCAAAAUGUGAAGGAGCUGACCAAAGUAAAAAAACCUAGGACUGUACCAGCUUGCCAUGGAUAUCAUAACGAUGAUCCGAGUGUGUAAAAUGUUUCGUCAGGGCCUCAAAGGAUUCCGGGAAUAUCAAAUCAUUGAGGCUGCUCACAGAACGCACCCUAUCUUCUCCUUCUGGGAUAAAAAGAAGCAAGGCCGAAUCACAUUUGAUACCCUGGACUUCAUUGCAGAAGAGGGUCACUUCCCUCCAAGGGCCAUUCAGAUUACACAGAAAAAGCCUUCCUGGAGGACAGAGCAGGAGAUCCAGUCCCUCUGCAACCUCCUUCAGGUUAUGGAUAGUUACCGGAACUAUGAUGAGCCCCUACAGAUGCUUCUUGCCAAAGUCACACGCUUUGAACGGUUUGGUCGAAGGCGUGUGAUCGUCAAGAAAGGACAGAGGGGUAACAGCUUUUAUUUCAUCUACCUGGGCACAGUAGCAGUGACUGAUGAUGAGGAUGGCAGCAGUGCCUUCCUAGACCCCCACCCGACAUUGCUGCACAAAGGCUCCUGUUUUGGGGAAAUGGGCCUUCUGAGUACAGCAGUAAGGAGGGCCACAGUGGUCUGCAUGGAGGAAACGGAGUUCCUGGUUGUUGACCGUGAAGACUUCCUUGCUAAUCAGCUGGAUGAGGAAGUUCAAAAGGAAUCUCACUAUCGGUUUAGCUUUUUUAGGAAGUUAGAUCUAUUUAAUUCUUGGCCUGAUGAGAAACUCUGGAAGCUUGUCCCUAUGGGGAAGGUAGAGAAGUUUGCUUAUGGGCAGCUGAUCACAAAAGACUUUGCAGACUCAUCCUUCCUCAUUUUUAUAUGCAAGGGCAGCUGUGAAAUCUUGAGGCUGGUAGACCUUGCCUCCUCACUUUCCUAUUACAAGUGGAUCUGGCAGUGUCUGGAGCUGAUAGACGACAGACCUCUGAGGGCUCACCUCAAGGAACCAUAUCCUGAGAAGAGAUUUAAAGAAUUCCAGAUUAAAUCAUAUCCUCUACAGGACUUCACUGCUUUGAAACUCCUACAUCUCCAGAAAGCUUGUGAGCAAGAGGGGACAAGUUUAAAUGAGAGGUUCCAAGACCCAGAAAAUACUCUGCCAAAGAUAAUGGGCCCUAAGAUCAGAUCCAGGUUUCCUUAUCCAAUCAAAUGUUCUAUGGUCAAUACCAAGUUUGGUGAGCUCCCCAAGGAGGCUGUAGUGGGGGUCUAUAUGAAAGUCCAUACUGUGGAAGAAGGAGAAACUGUGGGUUUUCACCAGGCCUUCCUCCCAGGGGCCCAACGUGACUUGCGACCCAUGGGUCUUAUGAGCCUAGGAGCUGAGCUGAUACGGGUGAGAAGAGAAAAAUUUUGUGAAUUGAUGGAUAAUGAAACAAAAGAAAAAUUGUUAAGUACCGAGAUUGACUACCCCAGUGAUGAAGAGUUAUGCCAGAGGUUCCUCAAGGAGAACAACUGGAACGUCUUUCGGAAGGACCUGAUACGGCUGCUUGUGGAAUCUCAACAAAAGCCACCAUUCAUCCCAAGCUACCCCAGGAAGAAAGAGAUCUACAACCCAAAGUCUUUGAUCCUGGAUUUGUGUAACAUCAAAAAAAGGAGUAAGCCAUGUCGCCCAGUGUUUAUGGCAUCCCAGAAGUACCUUCCUCCGUUGCGAAUUAUCCAGGCCAUCUCAGCACCUCGGCAUAAAAUCCAAGAACUCCUGCCUCAGUAUAAGAAUGCAGGGGUUCUUAUUUAGCACUAAUAAAAGAUUUUGUUGUAGUGGC